Talpa occidentalis (Iberian mole) is the source of this 1446-nucleotide messenger RNA. It is a transcript of the gene ARLN, whose product is annotated as chromosome unknown C4orf3 homolog. Bases 23 to 229 code for a protein of 68 amino acids. NCBI's taxonomy places the organism in Eukaryota, Metazoa, Chordata, Mammalia, Eulipotyphla, Talpidae. The transcript has 2 exons. The record is from RefSeq and is a predicted model, not a curated record.
GCUGUGCGGCCGCGGGCUGGACAUGGAGGGGCUCGCGGCGGCCGAAGGCGGCCCGGACGGGGUCCGGCAGCGGCGAGGCGUGGAUGAGGCCGGGAUGCAGCGGCCGAACCACGCAGAGCGCCCUCGGGCCGGGGGCCCGCAGUUGCCGAAGCACUCCUACUGGUUAGAUAUCUGGCUCUUCAUCCUCUUCGACCUCGUAUUGUUUUUCUUCGUGUACCUUUUGCCCUGAUGAUUUGCCUGAUAUCCAAAGUAACAAGUUGGCUUUUGGAAUGGAUUCAGAAAAUGACUACAAACUUCAACAAAGAAGACAGAACAGGAUCGUACAACAGAAGAAUAUCAGACCUCUAAGGGACUUUCAUUUCAUAUAUUGUGUUACUCAUUUUGGGACUAUUUUAAAUGGGUAAUGAUUUCACCCAUCAUUGCUAAAACUAGCAUCUUAAUGUGUUUCCUUUAACAUUUUUAAGGUUGGCAGGAUUUAACAUAAUGCAGCUAAUAUGUUGAAAUAAUAAGGCAAAGUACUUCGAGGUAAACUACUCCAAAGCAAGGAUUUUCAUGGAAGUUAAAAGCUAGGCAGAAAAUGCAGGCCUUAAAUGUAUUGUCUGUUAAGUACCAGUUUAAGUUUUAGAUGUAAGGGGGGCCGUGUUAUUCUGAAAUUGAUACAGUCUUAGAAAGUAUGUAAUAUCCGAUAUUGGAAAUCUAGUGUGCAUGUUCUCAUAACUUGAGAGCUUUUCCUUUAUUCAUAACUUUUAAAUUCUUGAACUCUCUAAAAUAAUAUCUGUAACUUAUUUUUCCAAAGUCGACAUAUUUACUCAUUCGACAUAUAUUUUGAACACUUAACUCUCUGCCAUGGUACAGCAGUGAACAAGAAAAAAAAUGUUUACCUCCCCUGAAACUUACAAAACAUAGAUUUGUUAUAUGUUAAUGAUAUUUACAUUCUAGGAGUGAUUAGCUAAUAUUUAAUGAGAAAGAUCACAUCCCUAAAGUAGCUACUAUAAGCCUUUGAGAAACUAGCCCUAUUUUGUAACAUUCCUUUAUAUGCUGAUAUUAGAAAUGGGUUCUUAUCUUUGAAAUAGGUGACAUUUGACAUGUGCAUUGCCUAAAUAUUUUGGAGCUAUUUCUUUUCCCUUAGAAACGGGGCAUAGAUCCGAUAAACUCUACAUCAUUUACCUUUUAUAAUAGUGUGUAAGGUUACAAUGAAAUCCUAUUAGUUGAUUUUUGGAAGGUUUUGAUUACCUACUGUCAAUUCUAAGGUUAACAGUUAUGCCUUUAGGAUAUUGUUGCAUCUACCAGAAAGACAACCUUUAAUGCAAAGAUUGAAGCUUCUUAGAGAAGCACAGAACUGAGAUUUCAACAAGUGUACUUAACAGAUUAUAUGAACUGUGUUUGUGUUGCUGCUAAUAAUUUUGUCUAAUAAAUGUUAAUUGUAUAGCUUUACUUGGUCUGAUU